This is a messenger RNA of Mesitornis unicolor (brown roatelo), 420 nucleotides long. RefSeq names its product insulin-like 5 (gene INSL5). The coding region runs from base 1 to 420 and encodes 139 amino acids. The transcript is spliced from 2 exons. The record is from RefSeq and is a predicted model, not a curated record. Lineage: Eukaryota; Metazoa; Chordata; Aves; Mesitornithiformes; Mesitornithidae. Gene Ontology annotation, molecular function: hormone activity. Gene Ontology annotation, cellular component: extracellular region.
AUGAGGGGGACAGUGCUGGCGCUGGCCCUGCUCUCGCUGCUAGUGCUGGCCAGGGAAGGCCAAGGGGAAGGGACCGCAGUGAGGCUCUGUGGGAGGGACUUUGUGAGGGCCAUCGUCUUCACUUGCGGUGGCUCCCGCUGGAAACGGCACCUGCUCGAUGAUCGCUACCUGCUCGAUGAUCAGAGUGAAAAUCACCUGCCUUUCUCACAAGAGAACAGCAAUGCUGACUCUGCCAUGGACACAGACCAGCGGCUGGGGACCAACAGCCAAGAAAUCCAUAUUGUCAGGCUCGGGACAGAGCGAAACUCACAAGGCACCCGGAAAACUUCGAUGCUAAAAAGGCGCGAAGCAGCCAAGCUGCUGACCACAUCCUGCUGCAGCGUUGGCUGCACCGAGAGAGAGAUCAGUUCCCUCUUGUGA